AUGGUGGGAACCCUCGAAUCACGCAGUACAGCCUUAAAAGUUGUAGAGGCCGGAGCAAUGAUUGCAUUAAAUAUCAUUUCGCUUUUGGGCAACAUCUUAGUUUGUUUGUCGGUUCACAGAAAUAACAGGCUCCGCACCACAACAAAUCUUUACAUCAUUGCAUUGGCUGUAACUGACUUGAUAGCUGCAACUCUCGUCAUGCCUCCAGCUACUGGAGUUCUCAUCACCGGCAGAUGGCCCUUUGGUGAAACGGCUUGUCAAAUACACGCUUAUUUCAGUCUUUUUGCAGUAUAUGUUUCGCCUGUGACUAUGGGUCUUACUGCACUUAAUAGAUACCUUCGAAUAUGCAAAUCAGAUCAACAAUAUAAUCUGUACUUUUCGAAGAAAAAAUCUCGUAUUGUUCUAGGAUUUUCUUGGACAUUUGUUGCUCUCUACAUUUUAAUCCCUCGUCUUACUGGUCUUCAAGAAUUCUAUUUUGUGCCAAGCUAUGCAGCUUGUUUAAACAGGCACUUGACUAAUUUUGGAAAAAAGCUACACUACCUCGUUGUUCUCGGUUUGUUUUUUAUCCUUCCACUAGCAGUAACAAUAUUCAGCUACAGAAAAGUUUUGAAAAAGAUUCGGGAACACAAUACUGGAACGGCUCGAAAUCUUCGAGCAAACAACAACGAGACAGUCACAACAAACGAAAUUCGAGUAAGCAAGUCCCUUUUUAUUGUCGUCUUUGCCUUCAUGUUGUGUUGGGUGCCCGCUUGGGUCAUCGCCAUCCUGACGAGAUUGGUUUUUGGCAAUAAAAUUCCUCGCAAUGUUCAGUUACUUUGCACUUUUUCCUUAAAUAUUUCGAGCGCUAUUAAUCCCUUUAUUUAUGCUGGAAUGAAUCCUGUGUUUAGAGGAGAGUUUCGAAGAUUACUCGUAUGUAGAUUUGGAGGAGAGAAAGUCGACAAUCUUGAAUUAGAAGACCAACCACCUCGUGGGUAACUUAAGUAACCACAAAGAGACUGGGAAAGACAAGAUGGAGAGCCUCGAGUGUCAAGCAUGCAGUCAAGCGGGAUGAAAAGAUGCCAGUGACCGAAGCAAUCAUCUCUUUAGUUUAAGUUUCAUUUAGUUCAUGGCGGUCUUAAGUAAAACAGCCUGUCAUCUUUGCUAACAGAAGCCAUAAAAAACAAUAUGCCUCUGUCAGACAUAGAAUGAAAGUCAUAUCUUCUCAGUCCUCUGCAAGCAGUUCCGCUUUUGGCUGGGCAAUGCCUUUAACACACAUUUUUCACAUUUAACGCACAUUUUUCAUUUUGUAGAUUGAUAACUGAAGUUAUAAUCAGUAGGCAUUCGAAUAAAGCAUAGAGCAACGAGGUAAAAAAGUCAAGAAAAAACCUCUUGCAGGUCGUCAAGUUAACCUGUGAAGAAGUUGUAGAAAAUGGUAAAAAAUGGACUUCAUUUUGGAACAGAAUUAACUUGUCGAAGUUGACGGGGUAACUGCGCGUUAACGGCCAGUGUUAUCGUUUUCCACAGGAGGCCUAUCUAUCACUUAAAAGGCGCAUCUCAACCCAUGUUUGAAUGAUUCGUCCACUAAAAACUCAAUCUACGUCAUACAUUUAUUAUUAGACCUAAAUACGCAUAGUUAAACGAAGUUAAAGGGUAGUUUGUUGAAUAACACAUUGAUCUCUUACUUUACCAGUUCUAUUUUACAGUACAAAAAAAUCUACACGUAAUUAUAAUGAAUUCUACAAUAUUAUAGGCUUUUUAAUUCUACUCAUUUAUUUAGCUCCUGAAAACCGCGAGUACAAAUAACUCACAGUGGACUCAUAAAAAUAUCCAUCGAUACUCGACACACUAAACUGUCCAAUAAGAUAUAUGACUGUAUUUUUAGUUUUUCCUCCUUUAUAACAAAACGUCUACAAAUAAUGAGAUGAACAUCACUCGCAAAAGGUAGCGUAUAUGUUUUGAUAUUCAGAUACAAAACACUGAGUACAUGAUCUGUAGAAGUAAAUCGGGUAAAACAUGUUGAAAUUAUAGUGAAAGAAUUAUGCCAUAAAGAAGUGUCCCGAUACCGAGCGACCAAUCUUAUUACAGUAACAUUAAAAAAUGUCAAACAAACUUAUCAAGAUUUAUCGCUUUUUUUCGCAUGGUCAGCAGCUAUGCAUAAUUCUUGGAACAUAAGAAAUUUUACACAUGAUAAAAGAGUUCAAUCCCUACAGGUCUCCAAAGGAUUUUUUUGUACACCAGUAAUAGGAGGCAGCGUGGCCGAGAGGUCAGCACGUCGGACUCCCAAUCCGGCGGUCCUCGGUUCGAGUCCCGCUCUGGCCACUUCCUGGAUUUGUUCUCCGGCGUCCCGAGUUCAAAUCCUCGGCCACGCUUGUAAAUAGCCAACUGGUUGCCUCCUGCCAGUUAGGGUUUUUAAUCUUGUUAUGUUGUAUUUGAUCAAUGAGUUAUUUUUUUCUAAGUAUUUAUGAGUAGAGUGUCUGUAAACUAGCUGGAUAAGCUAAGUGCACUUUCCAUUGUAAACAAGCCUUUAAACCUCUUUUGGUGGCCGCUGCGAAGUCAUCUGAAAUCGAUCUCUAUACGCCGAAUUCAAAUUCGAUUAUAUAAAAAAAAUCAGUUAGAUGGUUAGAAACAAUCAAGCAGAGUUUAAUCAAACAUACUGAGAAUUAAUAGACACUAAUGUGUUAUACGCAGCAGUUGAAAUUUGUGAUUAAAGUUAUCAGAUUAAAAAACAGAAGUGACUUUUAACAAAGAGGCUAAAUUGAGGGGAAGGAUAUGAAAUAAUCUACAGAUUGUUCGUCAAAUAAUGAAGCAGGUGCGUUUAAAAAAGUCAAGGCGAGCUCUAAGUCAUUACGUAAUGGGAGACUUAUCAAUGUUCGCUUCGUCAGGAAACAGGAAAUGCUCGCGAAGGGGAACUGUCUUUAAUAGCGGUUAUUAAAUCCUCAAGCAAUUAUUUCACAAAAUAUUGUGUAAUUUCUGUGCAACGUACUAGUUUAUCGGUCUGUUUACGGAAAUAAAAGGCUCUUCAUUUAUAUCAGUUCUAAUAACAGGGAGUUGGCCUUUUUGCGUCAUUUUUCAAAUAGCUUAUUAUAAACAUAAUCAAAACUAUAACAAAAUUCUUAAAUCAGAUUGGCUAUCAACUGCCCUGAUUUCAGCCUUAAUAGGACAGUUAAAUAGGACAGUACGCGUCAUGCCUAAGUAAUAGGCCAUCUGCACUAAGAGGUCAUGUGACAUCGUUUUUAUGAAAAUGAAAGUUAUAUGAUUAAACGAUUACGGGGUCAUAUCUUAAACGAAAUAAUAGUGAUUUGGUUUUUCAAACCCGCACCAUUUCCUUAAAAUGAGUAAGUUCGUAGCUGGUCACGUGACCAAAUGUGAUUGAACACAAAUUUCGCACUUAAAGUUCAAGUGAAAUGUUGAAAAGAUGAUGUAGUAACGUUUACAGCACCUCUGAGCGUGACUAUCAAACGUUUAACAAGAUAUAAGCAAAAAGUAGUUUUGGCCGGCUUGUUGGAGGGCAAGAGUAUGCCCUCCAACAUGGCGGCCAAUACAAAUCAUACUAAUUGUUGAAAAAUCAAAGUGCCAUAAAUUAUCUCCCUUAAAUGCGUUUCCUCUCAAAUUUCGGGUGUAAGAUAAUUUUUAUGUGCUCUGUCAAUUUUUGGCAUCAGCAAGAUUCCAACUCAUCGUUUAAAGGAUACAUUGGUCACGUGAUCUCUUAGUGCAAGUGGCCUAUUGGACAGUACGCGCCAUCAAGCGCGGUUAAAUGGCUUUAUUUUUUUUCACUGCUAGCAAAAAAAUGUCGGAAUUUCUUGUGUUUUGAUUUAAAAAAAGAGCCUAAUAUAUCACAAAUUUUUUUAACGUUAUGAUUAAUUGGUAAAAGAACUUCGUGUCAUCCAAUUCGGUCUGUAACCAUACUGGUGAUUAAACAAAUCGGACUCCCGUAUGAUUACAGACCGAAUUGGACUCCACUCAGUCCUCUUACCAUUACUUAGGGUCUCUUUAAAUUGUACCUCCUAAAUUUCAGGACGCUGUUAAUGUACAAUUACCCCUAAAACCCCUAUGUCCACGACACUUAAAGCUACUUGUCUUUCCUAUAACUCAGAGGUACCAUAUUUUCACCCCCUUUUAACAUUAAACAAAGUUCCAAUUUUAAUUUAGAACAGAACCUUCGUGACAAACACCUCUUGCUGUGAUCCUAUCCCUCGGAUUAAUUAAAUUUGAUGAAAGUAGACGGUAAACAGAUCUUAUGAAUUAUGGAGUAUUAACUUUAAAUUGCAACCGCUAAAUCGCUGGAUGCCGUUAAUAUAUCAACUACCCUUUAGAAAGUGUUUACAACCUGUAUGUUCACGAAAUUUUACGCUACUUGUCUUUCCUAUAACUGGGGUGCAAUAUUUUGAACCCCUUUUUUGGCGUUAAACAAGGUUCCAAUUUUCAACUUUAUUUUCCUUACUGUAAUUUAGAACGCCGGGAACUUUCGUGGCAAACACCAGAUGCUAUUGCCCGGUUUAAUUAAAUUUAUUGAAAGUAGACGAUAAACAGAACAAACACUACUUGAUUUUUCUUAAACAUCUAAAUUUGUUUUCAGUUGGGAAUCACCGUUACUGGAUGUAUUUAAAACUGUUCACCAUUUGCAGUAUAUUGGUUUCGCCAACUGGAUAGCAACUGGAAUUGUGGUCAUCAAAACAUUUAAAAAGAUUCUAGUUCAACAAUGGUCGACACUCUCGAACCGCGGAGUACAGCCAUAACAGUUGUAGAGGCCGGAGCAAUGAUUGCAUUAAAUAUCAUUUCGCUUUUGGGCAACGUCCUAGUUUGUUUGUCGGUUUACAGAAAUAACAGGCUCCGCACCGACAACAAAUCUGUACAUGAUUGCAUUGGCUGUAACUGACUUGAUAGUUGCUGCAACUCUCGUCAUGCCUCCAGCGACUGGAGUUCUUAUCACAGGUAGAUGGCCUUUUGGUGAAACGGCUUGUCAAAUAUAAUACACGCUUACUUCGGUGUUUUUGCGGUGUAUGUUUCGCCUGUAACCAUGGGUCUUACUGCCCUUAAUAGAUACACAAGAAUAUGCAAAUCAGAUCAGCAAUAUAAUCUAUUCUUUUCGAAGAAAAAAUCUCUUAUUUUUUUCUUGGAUUUUCGUGGACCUUUGUUGCUCUCUGGAUUUUAAUCCCUCGUCUUACUGGUCUACAAGAAUUCUAUUUUGUGCCGAGCUAUGCAGGUUGCUUAAACAGGCAGAUGAGUGAUCUAGGAAAAAUACUACACUAUAUCGUCGUUCUUGGCUUGUUUUACGCACUUCCACUAGCAGUAACAGCUACAGAAAAGUUUUGAAAAAGAUUCGGGAACACGAUACUGGAACGGCUCGAAAUCUUCGAACAAACAAGUCAAACAACAACGAGACAGUCGCAACAAAAGAAAUUCGACUAAGCAAGUCUCUGUUUGUUGUCGUCUUUGCCUUCAUGUUGUGUUGGCUACCCGUUUGGGUCAUCACCAUCCUGACGAGAUUUUUGUUUGGCAAUAAAAUGCCGCGCAAUGUUCAGUUACUUUGCACUUUUUCCUUAAAUAUUUCGAACGCUAUUAAUCCCUUCAUUUAUGCUGGAAUGAAUCCUGUGUUUAGAAGGGAGUUUCGAAGAUUACUCGUAUGUAGAUUUGGCGGAGACAAAGUGGACAAUCAUCAAUUAGAGGACCAACUACCUCGUCGGUAAUUUCCCCGACGGCCCCCUGCAUUUAUGGUUCCAGCGAUUCCGAGAACACCUGAGCGCAGACUUAGUAACAACAACGAGACUGCGGAAGAGGAGAUGGAAAGCGUCCAGUUCCGAGCAAUCAAGGAUGAAAAGGCCGGAUGAAAAGACGCCAGUGACUGAUGCAAUCAUCUCUUUAGCUUAAGUUUCAUUCAGUUUAUGCUGGUUUUAAGUAAAACAGCCUUUCAUCUUUGCUAUUAAACAGACGCCAUUUACCAAUAGAACGCAAUUUGCUUCAGUCAAACAGACAAUGCCAAGUCAUAUUUUCUCAGUACAAAUACUUCCGUCCUCUGCAGGCAGGUCCGCUUUUGGCUGGGUUAUGCCUCUAAAUAAUUGAUUAUCUUUGUGCACUUAUUGCUUUUUGUAGAUUGCUAACUGAAUUAAGUUAUAAUCUGCAGGCAUUCGGAAUAAAGCAUAGAGCAACGAGGUGCAGGUCGUCAAGUUAACCUGUAAAGAAGUUUUAGAAAAAGGUAAAAAAUGGACUUCAUUUUGGAGCAGAAGUAACUGGUCGAAAUUGACCGGCCGGGUGUAGCUGUGCAUUAAGGGCCAGUGUUAUCAUUUCCUACAUGAGGUCUAUCUAUCACUAGCCGGACCUAAACCCACGGCUGAAUGUUUUCGUACACUAAAAACUCAAUCUACGUCAUAUUAUGAGACCUAAAUAUGCAUAGUUAAACGAAGUUAGUUAACACAUUUAUAUCUUACUUUAUCAGUUCUAUUUUACAACGCAAUAAGAUCUAUACGUAAUUGAUUCUAAAAUAUUGUAUGUUUGUAAAUUAUAGUCUGCAAGAUAAUUCCGUGUCGAAUUCCUGACAGGACCCUAUUGGGCCAACUAGCGAUUCCGCUGAAUUUACCUUUGUUAGGAUUUUAUGUCCUCUUGUCUUUGUUCAACUUAUCCGAUUCCAUUUGUCCCAGUUUGACUUUUGUCCUGAAUACGUUGAAAGGAAACCUAAUAAUGAAAUAUACAUCAUUGUAAUUCAGCUUUCCUCAGUUAAGUACAAUUAACAAGCAAAAUGAGUACAAAUAUCUCACGGUGGACUAACAAAAAUAAACUAAAAUAAUGAGCUCAACAUCCCUCACUAAGGCUAGCGUAUAUGUUGUGGUUAAUUUUUUAUCUCAGGUAAUUUUUGAUUUUCUUUCGUUUUUGGGUAUGGUGAUGUAUGCUAAUGAAGCUGAAACAAAAGAAAAAGAAAAAUUAACUGAUGUAAAGAAAAACUUCAACAUAUAUGUUUUGAUAUCCAGGUACAAAACACUGAAUACAUGAUCUGCAGGGGUAAAUCGGGUAAACAUGUUGAAAUUAUAGUGAAAGAAUUAUAAUAUGAAGAGUGUCUCCAUACCGAGUGACUCGAAUCGAGUGAAUCUUACUAACAUUAACAAAUGUUAAACAAACUUAAAUUAUCGUUUUCUUUCUCUUGGUCAGCAGUUAUGCAAAUUUCUUGGAACAUAAGAAAUUUUGGAGAAAUUUUGCACACGAGAAAAGAGUUCUAUCCCCACAGAUCCCCACAGGAUUCUUUUUGUACACCAAUAUGGCCGCCGUGGCGUGAAAUCGAUCUCUAUACGCCGAAUUCAAAUUGUAUUAUAAAAAAACCAGUUACAUGUUUAGAAACAAUCAAGCAGUGUUUAAUCAAACAUACUGAAAAUUGAUAGAAAGAGUGCAUUCAUGCAAUUUCACGGAAGAUGAAUAUUCUUCUCUUGCAAUUGUUAGUUUAUCAUUUCAAUUCAAACUAAUGUGUUAUACGCAGCAAUUGAAAUUUGUCCCUAAAGUUAUCGAUUAAAAAACAGUAAAUGACUUUUCAAAAAGAGGCUAAAUUGAAGGGAAGGAUACUACGUGUACGAGUGGAAUAAUCUUGAUUGUUCGUCAGAUGAUGAAGCAGGCGCUUUUACUUAACGUUAUCACUCAGAAUGGGAGACUUCAGCAGGAAACACGAAAUGUUCCCGACAGGAAAACUAGCUUUUUUUUGUUAAUGGUGGUUAUUAAAUCCUAAAGCAAUGAUUGCACUGAAUAUUGUGUAAUUUCUGUGCAACAUACUAGUUCGUCCGUCUGUUUACAGUAAUAACAGGCUCUUCAUUUACAUCAUUGCAACUAUCUUCAUGCCUCUAGCUACUGGAGUAUAGUAAUAACAAGCAGUUGGCCUUUUAACGUCAUUUUGUAAAUAGACAAUAAUUAUAAACAUUAGAGUCUCUUUAAAUUGUACCUGCUAAAUCCCAGGACGAUGUUAAUGUACAACUACCCUUGAAAAGGUAGUACAACCUCUAUGUUCAUGCAGUUUUACUCUACUUUUCUUUUCUAUAACUGGGGUGCCAUAUUUUCACCCCCUUUUUAGUAUUGAACAAAGCUCAAAUUUUAAUUUAGAACAGAACCUUCGCGAUCCUCUCCCUCGGAUUAAUUAAAUUUGUUGAACGUAGACGGUAAACUGAUCUUAUGAAGUCUUAACUUUUCAAUGGCGCCUAAACUUUCUCCCCUCCAUUGUCACUUUUGCAAAUGAGACGACCACGUACAAGUUAAGAUUCAUUAAUGUAAAACAAAUUUAGAUGUUUAGAAAAAACUAAGCAGUGUUUUAUGAUUAAACAUAAUAAAACCGAACCGAAAUAUAUUCUCUGUUAAGUUAGUCGAUCAUUGAAAUUAAAACUAAUGUGUUCUACGCAGCCGUCAAAACUUACUCUUAAAAUAAUCCGACUGAGAGACUGCUAAGCUACUUUAGAAAAAGACAAACAAUGAACAUAAAAGAAAAAAAAAAGUCGGAAAAGAUGGGAUGAUAGUGCGCUUGUAGAAUAAACGUCGCUAAUAGGUAAUAUCAUGAAGCAGGUGUGUUAACAAAAUUCAUAUGAAGAAAUGAAUUAUUCUUCUCCAUGUUUAUUUUAUUAUGAAAGUUGUCACUUCUGAUGGGAAAACAACGUGAUAUUAAUUACUCUUCCUUUUGGAAAUCACUUUUAACGGUGGUAUUGAAAGCUUUUCACCAUUUGCAUUGGGAUUACCAAAAGAUAGACUUUAUCGCCAUCUCUUUCGGCAGCCGUUUAAAUUCUGGUCAUUCAAAACGUUUACAAAGAUCAAGUUCAAGAAUGGUUGGCACUCUCGAAUCUCGCAGUACAGCCAUAAAAGUUGUAGAAGCUGGAGCAAUGAUGGCAUUAAAUAUUACGUCGCUUUUAGGCAACAUCCUAGUUUGUUUGUCGGUUUACAGAAAUAACAGGCUCCGUACCACAACAAAUCUGUACAUCAUUGCAUUGGCUGUAACUGACUUGAUAGCUGCAACUCUCGUCAUGCCUCCAGCGACUGGAGUUCUUAUCACAGGAAGAUGGCCUUUUGGUGAAACGGCUUGUCAAAUACACGCUUAUUUCAGUCUUUUUGCAGUGUAUGUUUCGCCUGUAACCAUGGGUCUUACUGCACUUAACAGAUACACAAGAAUAUGCAAAUCCGAUCAACAAUAUAAUCUGUACUUUUCGAAGAAAAAAUCUCGUGGUUUUCUCGUAUCUACCUGGACAUUUGUUGCUCUCUACAUUUUAAUACCACGUGUGACUGGUCUGCAAGAUUUUCAUUUUGUGCCAAGCUAUGCAGCUUGUUUGAACAGACACUUGUCAACGAGUAAUUUUGGAAAAAUUGUUCACUACUUUGUCGUUCUCGGCUUGUUUUUCGCACUUCCGCUAGCAGUAACAAUAUUCAGCUACAGAAAAGUGUUAAAAAAGAUUCGGGAACACAAUACUGGAACUGUGCAAAGUCUACGAAUGAACAACAACAAGACAGUCACCUCGAACGAGAUUCGACUAAGCAAGUCCCUUUUUGUUGUCGUCUUUGCCUUUAUGUUGUGUUGGGUACCCGCUUGGGUCAUCACCAUCCUGACGAGAUUGGUUUUUGGGAAUAAAAUGCCGCGCAAUGUUCAGUUACUUUGCACAUUUUUCUUAAAUAUUUCCAACGCCAUUAAUCCUUUUAUUUAUGCAGGAAUGAACCCGGUAUUUAGAAGAGAGUAUCGAAAAUUACUUGGAUGUAAAUUUGGAGUGAGAAUCGAGAGUAGUUUAAGUCCACAAUCAUCAAGUAGAAGACCAGCCACUUCAUGGAUAAGCAGUAACCACAACAAAACUGGGGAUGAGCAGAUGGAAAGUCUUGAUUGUUGA
Molecule: messenger RNA, 9806 nt
Organism: Porites lobata
Lineage: Eukaryota; Metazoa; Cnidaria; Anthozoa; Scleractinia; Poritidae
Source: the annotation of a GenBank genome assembly